Messenger RNA from Rotaria sp. Silwood2, 339 nucleotides. The record is from the annotation of a GenBank genome assembly. Lineage: Eukaryota; Metazoa; Rotifera; Eurotatoria; Philodinida; Philodinidae.
AUGAUAUAUUAUAAUUCAUCCAGUCAAUCAUUUGAAAAUUCAACCAUAGCUCAAUCAUCAUUAAUUGAUUCAAUAAAGAACUCUGAAAUACGACGACAAUUAUUUAAUCAAUAUAAAGAUAUUGCUGUACAAUCGAAAGCUCUUUUGUUUAAUUUCUAUUUGAAAACAGUUGAAGAACAACGAAAUGAAUAUAAGAAAAAGUAUGAUAUUGAAGUUAAAAAGAUGUGGUCUGAUCGACGUGCUUUGAGUAAUAAUGAACAAAUAUCAAUGAUUAUGAUUGAUUUAAUCAAUGAACGUUGCAACAAAAUUAGUGAACGUAUUCAAUAUAUUUAUAAAUAG